This is a messenger RNA of Hypoxylon trugodes, 7107 nucleotides long. RefSeq names its product KR domain-containing protein. Bases 1 to 7107 code for a protein of 2368 amino acids. The record is from RefSeq and is a predicted model, not a curated record. Gene Ontology annotation, molecular function: fatty acid synthase activity; oxidoreductase activity. Lineage: Eukaryota; Fungi; Ascomycota; Sordariomycetes; Xylariales; Hypoxylaceae. The transcript has 3 exons. Gene Ontology annotation, biological process: fatty acid biosynthetic process; secondary metabolite biosynthetic process.
AUGCCAAGCUUGAUCAUAGAUUCAGAGCCCUCCUCGGGGGGCUUCUACCAAGCUACCCCUGGAUCAAGCCCAAAUUCUGCCUCAGAGGAUGGGUAUCGGCCCCAGGACCGACUAGAGCCAAUCGCCGUUAUAGGAAUGGGUUGUCGUUUACCUGGAGAUGUUGGGUCGCCCGCUGAGUUCUGGGACUUAAUGAUGAAAAAGGAGACUGGAAACACGCCCAAGGUUCCAGCAGCUCGAUUCGAUAUUGACGCUCAUUUUCAUAAAAACAAUGAUCGUCCCGGAAGUUUCGGUGUCUUAGGUGGAUAUUUCCUCGACGGGGAUCUCUCCGGUUUUGAUCCCGCUUUGUUUAAUAUCACACCAAUUGAGGCUAUGUGGAUGGAUCCGCAACAGCGCAAACUCCUCGAGGUCGUUUAUGAGGCAUUAGAGUCGGGCGGAAUAACGCUCGAUGCCAUCGCCGGGACUCGGACUGCCGUAUUCGCCGCUAGUUUCACGGCAGACUUCCAACAAAUGUCUUUCAAAGAGCCUUCCUUCCGCCACAGUUUAGCUGCGACUGGUGUAGACCCGGGUAUAAUUAGCAACCGAAUCAGCCACGUUUUUAAUCUAAACGGGCCUAGUGUUGUGUGCAACACGGCUUGCUCGUCAUCCGUUUAUGCUCUGCACAACGCGUGCAAUGCGUUACGCAACCAUGAGGCAGAGGGCGCUAUUGUUGGCGGCGUUAACCUCAUCAUAACAGUCGACCAACAUAUGAAUACCGCCAAACUUGGCGUAUUAUCACAAACAUCAACUUGCCACACAUUUGACGUCAGUGCCGACGGGUAUGGACGUGCCGAUGCUGUUGGAGCCGUUUAUCUGAAGCGUCUCUCUGACGCGGUACGCGAUGGCGACCCAAUACGGGGUUUGAUAAGGUCAAGCGCCACGAAUUCGAACGGGAAAGCUCCGGCAGUAGGAAUAACCUACCCAAACCGAGAUGGACAAGCUGCUGUGAUAGCGCACGCCUACGAACGCGGGGAGGGUCUCGAUCCUCUAACCACAGGAUAUUUCGAGUGCCACGGUACCGGAACUCCAAUUGGUGACCCCAUCGAGGUAGAGGCCGUAUCGAUAGCGAUGAACAAAGCACGCAAAGCUGGUGAAGAACCUUUACUGAUCGGGGCAGUUAAGCCAAACAUCGGACAUAGCGAGGCGGCUAGCGGCCUGUCAGCAUUGAUAAAAGCCAUCCUCACCGUCGAGCGUGGCGUGAUUCCUCCCACCAGGGGUGUGGUGAAUCUGAACCCGAAAAUCGAGUGGGAGGAUUGGCAAGUUAAGGUAGUCACAGAACCGACGCCUUUCCCAGCCCAUCUUCCGGUAAGGCGGGUGUCAGUUAACAGUUUCGGCUAUGGCGGUACCAAUGCGCACAUGAUCGUAGAGAGUGCCGAGUCCCUGCUCAAGACGGAGCAAACAUACAAAUAUAUUGAUAACCACGACGUGGAUAGCCAACCAAGGCGGGUGCCUCGCCGAGCUGCCCACCGCAAACGACCUUUCUUGCUUCCCUUUUCGGCACACGAUAAACCCACGCUACUGAAAAACAUCGCUGCUCACGGGAAGGUCGCUUCAAAAUACGACCUUCUCGACUUGUCAUACACAUUGGCGAACCGUAGGAGUGUUUUAUCAAGUAAAGGUUUCGCCGUGGUCAGCUACAGCACCUUGGAUGACAUAUUCAGCAACGCCGCUGCCAAUUUCACAAUCGCUGAAAAGAAGAAAACGAGGCGCCUAGGCUUCGUGUUCACGGGCCAGGGAGCCCAGUGGUCUCGCAUGGGUUCCGAACUGAUGCAAAAUUCCCACCGUUUCCUCAGGUCCAUUCGCCAUCUAGAUCAUGUGCUCGGGAAACUACGGGACGGUCCCGCUUGGUCUAUCGAAGAUGCACUACUCGAACCACCAGAGAGUUCGCGGGUGGCCGAGGCGGAGUUCUCCCAACCUCUUUGCACCGCCAUCCAAAUCGCUCUAGUCCAACUCCUAGAAUAUUGGGGUAUUCGACCGGCCGUAGUUGUGGGUCACUCAUCCGGUGAAAUAGCCGCUGCUUACGCCGCCGGAUUAAUAUCCGCCGACGAAGCCAUUAUUUUGGCAUACUUCCGCGGUAUCGUCUCGCGAGACGUAGAUACAGACGGCGCAAUGUUGGCCGUGGGUCUCGGUGCGUCAUCCGUCGCCCCGUACCUAGAGGGUUUUGGAGACAAAGUGGUUGUGGCAUGCCACAAUUCACCCUCUGGAGUGACGCUUAGCGGAGACACGGACGCAUUGGACGAGGUCCAGAAAAAAUUGGCGAAGGACGAAGUAUUCGCCCGCAAAGUGAAUACAAAUGGAAAAGCAUACCACUCACAUCACAUGGCACCUGUCGCAGCUAAAUACGAGAGGCUCAUGCGAACCGCCAAAAAGCGCACACGGCUUGGUUUGGCGCCCUUAACAUCAGCGAAGAUGGUGUCGUCUGUCACUAACAGCAUCUUCCCGGAGGGUACGGCCCUCGAUGAGACAUACUGGAGCAAGAAUCUCAGAAGCCCAGUCUUAUUCAAUCAAGCUGUCCAGACCAUUUUAACGACGGAUGAAUUCUCCGACGUAGACCUUCUGGUCGAGAUUGGCCCCCAUUCCGCCCUAAAAGGGCCGGUCCAGCAAAUCAAAACAGAGCUCAAGCUGCAGAGCGUAGAAUACCUACCGACACUCCUUAGAGGUGCUGACAGUGCAGUCCAACUUCUGAAUCUCGCUGGCGAGAUAUUCUUGAGAAGUUAUCCCGUCGACAUGGAGCGCAUAACGACAACUUAUAACGAAGAGCUAUCCAGCGGCGGAAAGCUUACAGCUAGCAAAGGAUCGAUCAUCGUGGACCUCCCUCCGUACCAAUGGAAUUAUGCUCGACCGUUAUGGGCUGAGAGUCGAGCCAGCCAGGAGCACCGCGCACCUAAAUUCCCUCGACAUGACUUACUCGGCAGCCGGGUCAUUGGUGCGUCCUUAGCCGAGCCGACAUGGAGGAACGUGCUUCGAACAAGAGAUCUACCCUGGUUGAAAGACCAUAGUUUAGGCGGAGAAGCGGUCCUCCCGGCCGCCGCCUACUUUGCCAUGGUCAUGGAGGCCGUCACUCAAUUAAACGAAUUGAGCUCCUCGCCCGUCGAGAUCAAGAGCUACGCGCUGCGAGACAUCUCUAUCCAAAAAGCUCUGACAACACCCGACAACGACGAAGGUACCGAGGUGUUAACCAACCUCCGUCCAUCUGCUUAUGCUAGCGAUCCAAAACACACCUGGUGGGAUUUCGGUGUCUCAUCGAUUGACGCAGAAAAUAAUGUCAAGGAACAUAUGUUAGGAAGUAUAGCGAUAAACACACGUCCUCGCGGAAGUAAGCCCCGAGAGUUACCAAAGGCCUCUCGACGCGCGACCGGUAAAGCUUGGAACCAAGCCUUACGCCAAGUAGGUUUCGAUUACGGACCGACCUUCCAAGAUAUGGAUGACAUACGGUUCGACGGCGAGAAUUAUUGGGCUAGCUGCAGCACCCGUAUCAAGCAGCAUGUCGACGAAUCCUUAGGCGAAUCUCGAUAUCCCAUGCACCCCGCAUCCCUCGACUCAGUGCUACAGCUUUGUAUCGUGGCCAUCCACGCAGGUCGUGCUAAUGUCAUGGACUAUGGCGCUAUUCCCAUCCAACUUGAAGAAGUGACCAUUUGGCCUCCGACCGAGGCGCAAAUAGCGGACUCUAGGGCGACAGGUUAUGCCUGGUGCGAUCGGCGAGGCAUCCGCAAUUUCAACACUGGUGUUCAGAUGACUGCGCAUGAUGGAGAACUCGUGGCAGAAGUUAGAUCCCUUCAUUGUGUGAGCUACGAAGCGGCCCUGCCCCAGAAGGCCCCAUCUGUAUUGAACGAAGCCCCUUUCGGCGAGAUGAGCUGGGAAGUUGAUUUCGACCAACUUAAAACAUCCCUAGACGUCAAGGAGAUGACAAGCUCAGAGUGGGCAAAUUUAGCAUUAUUCAAAUAUCCCACGAGAAAAAUUCUCCAUCUCGGCUCACGCGAUGCGCUCAAGAUUCUUCAGAAGAAUCCACGAGCUUCUUGUACUGUUGUGCCGACAAUAGAAGAUGAGGUCGAGUCGGUUAAGACGUCCCUAGCUGCGUUUCAUAACGUAACGGUGACCAAUCCCGAUGAAUUGCACAACCUUGGAGAAGGGUCAUUCGACAUGUUGGUCGUAGAAGCUGGAAUGCAUUCAGUUGCAGAGCUCUUUCCGAGUGCCUGGUUUGCGCUCAAGCCGCGCGGGCAAGCUUUCAUCAACCAUUUCGACGUCUUCGACAAAAUCGACUUAAAAGAUUUGGAAGUAAUAGCCGAAACCGGCCUUGAGGCCAGCGUAUGCCAAAAAGCAUUACUCACACCGAACGGACACAUAAAUGGUGUCAGCCGUUCUGCUCAGCUCAUAUUUCGCGAAACCGAGGCGCCAAUCAUUUCAUUAGUCCAACAAGCUCUGGAAGAACUCGGAUGGGAUAUUGAAGCCUGUCGUUUGGAUUCUGAUACCACUUUCGAUAAUAGGAAUUCCGUUAUUAUGCUUGCGGAUUUCGAGCGCCCCCUUUUGCAUACAAUAGUGGAGGGAGAAUUCCUCGCCGUUCAAAAGAUAAUCGAUGCUGCGUCGUCGCUCCUUUGGGUCACGGUCGGUGGCCUCCUAGAAGGGAAAUACCCAGAGUUUGCCAUGGUAGAAGGCCUCGCUAGGACCAUCGCGUCCGAGCAGGCAUCAAUCGACUUCCGGACAAUCGAUGUUGAUCUCGAAAAUACCACGCUAGAACAGGUUGCCGAUUCCAUAGUGGAGAUUGCAGAGAACCAAGCAGCUCCGCCCGGGGGAGUCGUCGAGCGAGAGUUCCGCAUUUCCCACGGGAAAAGGUAUAUCAGCCGUCUGGUUCGAAACAACGAGCUCAAUACGCUCUACGUAUCCGAAGGACCCCAACCUAAACCGUUUUCUCUAGGCGAACGCGUCUCUGGGAAGGUAGUUAGCGGCAAGGUUAUCUUCGAGCAAGACAUCGAAAAAACAACUGAGCCAGGCCAUGUCGAGGUGCAAGUCCUUACCAGUGGUUUAACAAAGGAAGGAGUUCUUGUUAUCACUGGAAACGACUACCCUACCACAUUUAGUCAUGAAGUCGGCGGAAUCAUUACGAAGGUCGGCCCUGGUGUCGAGGGCUUCAAAACGGGUGAUAAAGUAGUCGGGUUCCACGCGGAUAAAUUUUCCAGCUAUCAGCAGAUCCCGGUUUCCAUGCUGUGCACACUUGGCGACGGCGAUAAUCUUGAAGCUGCCGUUGGCGUUUUGACGACUUACGCAUCGGCACUCUACGGUCUUCAGACCCUUGCAAAUGUAGAGGCAAACGAGAAAGUCCUGGUUCUACCAAACACGGGCACAAGUGGCCUAGCAGCGAUCCAAAUUGCACAGGAAAUCGGCGCCACCCCUUACGUGAUAGCUAACACCACAAGCGAGGUCCAAUUCCUCCGGGAACAACUUGGACUCGGCGUAGAUCAAAUUAUUCUAAUCUCGGGCGAGGUACCCGUCGGUGAACAAAUCAAAAACGCGACGAACGGGCAAGGUGCAGAUGUCGUGUAUAGCUCUGGAAGCACAGAUAUCAAUACCGCAGGUGAAGCCUGGCGAUGUAUCGCUCCUUUUGGUCGCUUCGUAGAUGGCGGCCGUAAAGAAAUUUUGCGACACAGCAUCUUGUACGGCGUACCAACCCAUAGGGGAGCCCACUACUUGCCGUUCGACAUCCUCGGACUUUACGAAAGUCGGCCCGCGAUCCUAUCUAAACUUCUUCCGAACAUCUUAGAGACGCUCAGACGGAAAUCCGUCGUGCCUCUCGAAAAGCAAUUAUCAGUUCAAUUAGGGGACCUCGACAAGGCCGUGGCAAGAUUCUCCGAAGCAUUCGAUGCCCCAAUACCCAUUAUCCAGUACGAACAAUUUGCAACCCCUAUUAUGAUGCUACCCACGCGACCUGAACUCAAUUUCAACCCGGACUCAACAUAUCUACUCGUCGGCUGCCUAGGCGGCUUAGGUCGGAGCUUGACGUCAUGGAUGAUGAGGUCUGGGGCGCGCAGAUUCGUCUUCCUCUCACGAUCCGGCGUCGAUAAGCCGUCCGCGGCAAACCUUGUCGAGGACAUCGAGGCCGCGGGAGCAAUUACACAGGUAGUAAGAGGUGACGCUACCUCACGAGAUGACGUCGUUCGUGCCGUCCGCGCCGUAUCGUCAAGAUACCCUAUCAAAGGCGUCGUACACGCGGCUAUGGUUUUACGAGACGGCCUUUUCGGAUCCAUGACUUUCGAAAGUUGGAAAACCACCAUCGAGCCGAAGGUAGUAGGCGCCGCCAAUCUCCACUCCGUCUUGGCCAACGAACCUCUUGAAUUUUUCUUAAUGAUGAGUUCAGUCUCCGGCAUAUUAGGUAACCCGGCGCAGAGUAAUUAUGCCGCCGCCAACAGUUAUCUUGAUUCACUCGCCCGCCACCGCUUCGCCGCAAAUAAAGCGGCGACUUCUUUGAUAUUACCCAUGGUAUUGGAAGUCGGUGUCGUGUCUGAAAGUUCCGAUCUAGAAUACGCCUUAAAACGAAAAGGGAUGUACGGUAUCGACGAGGAGGAGCUUCUCGAGAGCUUUGAGGCGGCAAUUUUAUCGACAAAGUCGGAACGUGCCCCAGACCAUAUUGUUGUGGGUCUAGAUCCAGCGAAGCUCCAAGCGACCGCGAGUGACUCUGCCGUGACUGACAGCUAUUGGCUCGAAGACGCGCGCUUUAGUCAGGUCGUCUACGACAUGAAUUCAACAGCCAAUGGUUCUGCAGGUGGUGGCGGCGGGAGACAGGACAUCCUCGCAAACAUCAAGGCUGCAGCUUCUCCUACCGAAGCUAUAAAUGCGGUAAUAGAUCAUUUCAAGGAGAAGCUCGCUCGUAUGUUGUUGCUUGAAGAGGAUGCAUUUGAGAUUGAUGUUAAGUCGAUCGCGACAUACGGGAUCGACUCGAUGGUAGGCGCAGAGCUUCGUAAGUGGAUAUUUAAAGAGUACAGUAUGGACAUUCCUUUCCAACAGCUGUUGGGGCCAACAAUGACCAUCAGCAAGUUCGCGCGUCAGGUGUGCGAGAGGCAGGGAAUUACAGAUUUAUGA